AUGGAUUCGAAUAUCCAGGAUAUUAUCUCUCGCUUCAAACAGCUGAACACGGCCUCGGCUCGACGUACCGUUUACCAACAGAUCAUAGACCAGCUAAACCCUCAUGAAUGGAGAGACGUGCAGAAGCGUGUCAACCAGCGAACCUUUCAGAAGGAUAUCCUCGGUUCACUACCUAUAGAAAUCGCAGUGCAGAUCGUUCAAUACCUCGAUAUAAACGAUGUACACCUUCUCCAAAGGGUCUCGCGAAGAUGGCAUGAGGUACUGUCUUCAGAACCAGUCUGCAGCAUCUUGUUCCGCCAGUAUACCGGGGGUUCCCUCGAUAGCGACUUCAAAUCUACCUUCGCCCGCUAUUCGAGGCAGCGGUCCCGUCUAGAGCAGGGACGUCCAGUUGCACAUGUACAAUUGGACAUACCCUUUAGUCAAGACCUCGACUAUUGUGACGGCAGAUAUGCCUGGUCUGCUGAUGGUGGUACCACAAUCGUUGUCUUUGAAAUGUGCUCCCGCAAGACACAGCGCUUCUGCACGGAGAAUCGCGAGCGGUUUGAGAAAUUCUGCUUAUCUGAAGAUCUAGUGGCUGCAAUCACCGUUCGCGGGUAUUGCCACGCUUGGGACAUCCGUACGGAAUAUACGCGCUCCAUCCGUCUUCCCAACACAAAUUUAUCUCACUUUGUCAUCGACAGCUUCAGAGUUGCUGUAUAUUAUGAGAACUUUCGCUUAGAUGGCCAGGAAGGUGGGGUUGUCAUGCACUUUGACCUUCGGCCAGGAAGCCCAAGAACCCAUCGGAUUCAACCAGUUGAAGAGCUAGCACUCUUGAGCUUGGAUAAAUCCUCAAAUUUUCUGACCACUAUCUGUCUCAAACACUAUAGCAACCGGGAUCCAAGCUAUAUACCCAAUAAGCCUCGCCUCCGCGUUCUGAAAUAUGAGCUUCAUGAAAAUGGGGAAGCCUCAAUCGCACGCUCCUAUACUUUGAAUCUGCCCUCCUCCAGCAAUAGGACAUACUUGGCGAGGGACUUACCACAGUACUACAAAAACAUGGGGUUCCUCUAUGUCUCGUCCUCAUCUGCUCUUUCGUUCGUUCUACCAAUUACUUAUCACCCACAAACAGAACAAGUUUGUAUACACGCAUUGCUCGAUCUUCGGGUGGCUGACUCUUUGUCUAUGGCCAACGUUGAUAAUGGCAUUCUCUACUGGGUCAGAGAUGAUGAUGGCAAGCAAAGUAUCUGGAUCUCUAAUCCCUACGCUGUGACUCCUCUCUGUGCUUCUCGGGGCUUGGAGUUUGACCUUCCGAGAGCUCCGCCAGACGAGACUCCUCUCAUGGGUCAUCACCGUCGUUUACUGACAGGAGAUUCUCGAUUUGUGUCCAUGACCGACAUAUCGGGAACCCAAGUGUGGUUUUUUGAGGACGCGAACCAGUUGGGAUACGUAGAAACCAACCCCUAG
Aspergillus nidulans FGSC A4 is the source of this 1440-nucleotide messenger RNA. RefSeq names its product F-box domain protein. The transcript is spliced from 2 exons. The coding region runs from base 1 to 1440 and encodes 479 amino acids. Lineage: Eukaryota; Fungi; Ascomycota; Eurotiomycetes; Eurotiales; Aspergillaceae. The record is from RefSeq and is a predicted model, not a curated record.